CAUAAAGUGACAUGUUUUGUCAUAUUGCCCCUGUGGAAAGGAAUUGAUAUUUCAAAUGUUUUUAAUAAUAUAGAUGUAAUUUAUGGCGAAUUAUUGAAAUAUUUGUUGUCAAAUAUAAAUCUUGUGAGAUUAGUUUAGAAAAAUGGAAGGAUCCACUGAAGAAAAUGGGAAUUUUAUAAAAUCAUGGGAGACGUAUAAAAUUUUGGAGAAAAUCAAAGAAAAUGUACAUCAAAAAAGGCGAAUUGCGCGUGAUGUGGAAGCCCAUCAGAGCUUGGAUGCCUAUGGAAAUCAGAUAACAAUCGAUAAACGAUUAAAUACGACGAAAGAACAACUAAACGAUCUUCUAUGUGAUGGCACAGAGUUGAUUACGAAUAUUAAAUUGGCAAAUGAGCGACGUGAAGCAAGUCGUCGUCUACAAGAAGAUCGGCAACGACACUGUUUACUGACCGAUUUGCAGCAAGAGUCUGAAGAAGCGACAUCCAAAAUAGGCGUAAUCAAUAAACGAUGGACGGAAUUAGCUGAAAUAUCAGAUCCAAUGGAAUUGAAUGAACGUUUGUGUCAUCAAAAUGAGCGUAUUGAAAAUUUGAUGCAACAAAAAGAUGCAAUUAUAUUUGAACUUCAAAAUGCGUUAAACAAAGCGAGUAAUACAUACAAUACCGAUCAAAUGAAACAACAAGGCGAUAUACAAUCACUAAUUGAUCGUGUUGACGAGCAAAUUGAUGUCAUGAAAUCGGUUUAUUUAGAACAUCUUGAACUUUUACAUCAAAGUAUUGAUAGCGAACGUCGUGCCUUUAAAUUGUUUCACAGCAAUGAAUGGCAAAAUCUCUACGAUGACCGAACCACCGACAGUGAACAAAAUUUGAAUGAUUUACUCGAACGAAAGGAAAGGUAUUAUGGUGAAAUUGUCUCCACGCGAUUGGAGCAUGAAGAAAUCAAUCGAAAAACACGCAUCAAACUGGACAGAGAUAAUGAUUUGGUGCAACAAAAAGUGCAACGCACCAAAGCUGAAAUUGAAUUGAAUACGGAACAGUUAAAGUACAAUUAUUAUGUGUUGCAAAAAAGAGCGUCCGAAAAUAUUGUUGUUAGAAAUAAACAGAAAAAUCGCCUUAUUCAAAUGCGCUCUUGCAUUGCAAUGUUACGCAAAAGGAUAAAUGAAACGAAAAUGGCACACACAAUCGAUAUUGAACGGCAAACACAUAAUGCUCUCAAUUUGUAUGCAACUAUUAAAGAAUUUGAAUAUAAAAUUAAUGUUUUCAAUGAAAGUGAUGAUAAAAAGUUUCAGCACAUUUGGAAACUUCAUGAAGCCAACCUCGAUUCGAAAUUGGAAAAUUUGAUGAUUAUUGAUAAAAUUAUUUAUGAGAAACAUUUGGGCCUUCAAUGGGAACCAUUUUCUUUGGAGAAAUCAUUGCGGCCAAAUCAAUUGCAGGUCAUUUUAUCAGCCAUAGAUGCUACACGAACACAGUGUGUCGACGAUUUCAAUUCAAUCAAAUCGCUUAAAAAUCAAGUCGAUGACAUUUGCGGACAGGAAAAUAUCGUUUCCGAUUUUUUUGAUACGAUUAGCGAACAGAUCUCAAGCCGAAUGAAUUGGAUGCUUGGAGAAAAGUUUACGGAAAUUUUAAAUUUAAUUGAUGAUGAUGAACAAAAACGAAUUAUCACGAUCGAUAAUAUUUUUACGGCACUUGGUAUGAAUAACUCCAAAAAUAUAUACAUGCUAAAAAACUACUUUCUUCCGUAUGCCUCAUGUAUUUACUGUUCGAAAAAAUAUUCCGAAACGAAUGGAAAUUCAUAUGAAACAGAUCCGUCCGGUGAAUGUGUUGAGGAUCAUCAUAAAUUUACAAAUUUGUUCGUUGAAGAGCAUAUGAUUCCAAUAAUUAUGCAACAAAUUUUAAUUGAUCUCGAUACAAAGGCGCUGCCAUCAAGACAAAUUCCAAAAAAUAAUUCGAAUGAAGCUCCAAUUCCCUUGCAUUUGAUUGAUUUGAAUGAGGUAAAACAAUUCUGGAAUGACUAUGUAUCUUCAAUUCCAAAUGAUUUGGAAUUGAUUUGGGACACACUUGUUAACGGACAACUUCGAUAUUUACAGAUAUUGAAGAAUAGGAAAAAGUUAAUUUCCGAAUGUAACUUUUUACGUCAACAAAAUAUCGAAAUAACACAUUUAUUGCAACAGUAUGCAAAAGAUGAUUAA
This is a messenger RNA of Contarinia nasturtii (swede midge), 2182 nucleotides long. Its product is annotated as dynein regulatory complex protein 1 homolog. Gene Ontology annotation, biological process: axonemal dynein complex assembly; cilium-dependent cell motility; regulation of cilium movement. The transcript has 7 exons. The record is from RefSeq and is a predicted model, not a curated record. Lineage: Eukaryota; Metazoa; Arthropoda; Insecta; Diptera; Cecidomyiidae. Gene Ontology annotation, cellular component: axonemal dynein complex; axoneme. The coding region runs from base 143 to 2182 and encodes 679 amino acids.